Molecule: messenger RNA, 2524 nt
Organism: Xiphophorus maculatus (southern platyfish)
Lineage: Eukaryota; Metazoa; Chordata; Actinopteri; Cyprinodontiformes; Poeciliidae
Product: inositol hexakisphosphate kinase 1-like
Exons: 8
Coding region: 91-1668 (525 amino acids)
Biological process (GO): inositol phosphate biosynthetic process; phosphatidylinositol phosphate biosynthetic process
Cellular component (GO): cytoplasm; nucleus
Molecular function (GO): inositol hexakisphosphate kinase activity
Source: RefSeq, a predicted model, not a curated record
UUGUAAUGAACUGUAAAAUCUAAACAGUCUGCGUUAACCCUCACUGGAAUAGCGGUGGUUAAUGAGUUAAAGCACCGAAGAUCAAGAUCGAUGAUCUCCUCCGGGUCCACCUCGCCUAUCCUCCGUGACGUCCAGCGUGCUCCCGGUGAUUCUGAAGUAAGCGGCGACCCCCCACUGACUGACACCCUGCGAUUCCUGUGGUUCCCACGCAUCCUGUCUCCCAGCAUCCAACUUCAGUGCGUCGGGGUUCUGACGGGGGUUUGGACUAUCAUUGGACGCUUUAUUAAGUGGCUAUUCGGUCUGGCGCAGCCUCCCCCUGGGGCUGUACCUAACCCACAAGAUGGAGGCGUUUCUCUGGAGCCCUUCAUACACCAGGUGGGGGGUCACACCAGCAUGAUGUGGUACGAUGACCACACCGUGUGUAAGCCUCUGAUCAGCAGAGAGCAGCGCUUCUAUGAGUCUCUGCCUCCUGAGAUGAAGGAGUUCACUUCCGAGUAUAAAGGCGUGGUUCUGGUGUGCUUCGAAGGCGACUCCGACGACUCCAUCAACCUGGUGGCGUACCCGUACGUGGACAACAUGGAGGACGUGACGGAGGAGCUGGAGGAGCAGGCCGAGCAGAGGGAGGAGCGGGCCGAGCAGAGUUCUGUGAAACAGAGCCCCCGGCUGGACCCAAAGGUCCGCUCGGACGUCCUGUUCCAGAUGCUGGACACGAACAGCGGCGUGGCAUCGGAGAAGAUCAGCCUCAACCCCUGGAGCCUGGUGUGCCACAAGCAGCAGCUCAACCGCAUGAGAUCCGAGUCCAAGGACCGCAAGCCCUUCAAGUGCCUGCUGCUGGAGAACAUCGUCCACCCCUUCUCCUUCCCCUGCAUCCUGGACCUGAAGAUGGGAACCCGGCAGCAUAGCGACGACGCCUCGGAGGAGAAGGCGGCCCGACAGAUAAAGAAAUGCGAACAGAGCACUUCGGCGAAGCUGGGCGUCAGACUGUGUGGCAUGCAGGUGUACCAGCUGAGGACCGGCCUCUACUUGUGCAAGAACAAGUACUACGGGCGCGACCUGUCGAAGGAAGGCUUCCGCCAGGCGCUCCGCCAGUUCCUGGACAACGGGAAGGGCCUGAGACGGGACCUCUUUGAGCCGAUCCUGAAUAAGCUCCGCAGCCUGAAGGUGGUGCUAGAGAGGCAGGAGUCCUACCGCUUCUACUCUUCCUCGCUGCUCAUCAUCUACGAGGGAAAGGAGUCUGAAACUGCCCCGCCGCCCGGCCCUGGGCAGAGCGCCGCCCCUGCAGACGUUCACACCGCUCCCUCUCCUCACUCCGACAUUUCCAGUGAAACGGACUUCAACCAGAACCAGGACCAAGACUCGGACCUGGAGCCUCUGUCCUCUCAGGGACCCAGACAUUCGGCGCCAGACGCCCCCCCCUCUCCCUUUCCGCCCAGCGUGACGGACUGCUGCCCCUUUGUGCCCUGCCCCCCAUCAAAAUGUCCCUCCCCGCCGCCGCCGCCUCAGCAGCCCCCUCUGGUGGACGUUCGCAUGAUCGACUUUGCCCACUCCACCUUCAGGGGUUUCCUCGACGACAAGGUCGUGCACAAAGGCCCGGACCAUGGCUACCUGUUCGGACUGGAGAACCUGAUCCAUAUUCUAGAGGACUUUCGAGACGAGAACCUGCCGUAGCUCCAGAGGCUCCCUCGCGGUUCUGUCGGACCAAACCGGCUCGGUUCUCUUCAAUAAACAACAAAAAAAGUCCUCCCACUCUAGAGAUUGAUCGGUCUUUAAGCAAACACACACACACACCUCUUACUGUGAGUCCAUUCAGGUCAGACCGCACCGAGGAGACGGGACGGCGCCGCCAAAAUGGCCGCACACCAAACUGAUCUCUCGUUACGAGGACCUCCGUGGUUUAAAGCAUUCCCUCACCAUCACACAUCAAUGCCUAACCACAGAGCGGCAGUGACAUCACAGCAGGUGGCCCGCCGCCGUCCUGAGGGGAUUUUAACUGCUUUAAUCCAGAACGGUGCCGGUUCUGAUAAAAAGUUAGAAACAGCAGCUGAAACUACAGAGAAGGGUUUUAAUUGUGCAUAAAUGUAAAACAAAAGCGGCGCCUGCAACCCGUCGGCUGGCAGAAGAAGGGAACCGGUGUGGCCACUAGGGGGAGUAUUUUUCUAGAUUAAAGCAUCUUUAAGGGAAGCUCAAAAAUCAGAGGAUUUUUCUCGUCCUGUCGGCCGGACUCAACUACAUCCUGGGAACAUUGUGGUUGGACGAAACGUCCACUGACCGACCAAUCAGCUCCAAUCCCAGCGCAGCUCCUCCUCCUGGCUCCUCAGAAACCGAAACCCACAACAGUGAAUAGGGGCCAAAAAAGAACCAAAUAUCCACUGAAAAACUCAGACAUUAAGAGAGUAAUUUCAGAAGUUUUCUGGAAAAAACAAGGAAAUGUAUGAUCUCUAAAAGUCUAAAAUGUGCAAGAAAAAAAAAAUCUUAAUUUUUUUCUAGAAAACAUUGUGGAAAAUUUUCCACUUUCUCCAACCAA